This is a messenger RNA of Pelobates fuscus (common spadefoot toad), 2049 nucleotides long. It is a transcript of the gene PAQR6, whose product is annotated as progestin and adipoQ receptor family member 6. Lineage: Eukaryota; Metazoa; Chordata; Amphibia; Anura; Pelobatidae. The record is from RefSeq and is a predicted model, not a curated record. Gene Ontology annotation, molecular function: signaling receptor activity. The transcript has 7 exons. Gene Ontology annotation, cellular component: membrane. Bases 416 to 1441 code for a protein of 341 amino acids.
GUUUCCCACCGCAAGCCUCUCCUGGCACUUCCCCAAAUUUACUGAACUGCAUCAGAUUAGACUGCAACGUGUAGAUGUCAGAUUGGCAAAAACAUCUGGAAUACAUAUUUGCUCCUGACAGUGCGAAGCGUAAAGGAAAUAAUAUUUGUAAAAGUGAAGGGGAGGCUAAAGAAUUUUUUGAUUUUUUUUUUGCAGUGUCCUCUCUGUGUGUGCUCGGUUUCCUGAGUCCUCGUCUCUCGAUCCCUCAUGCCGAGAUUCGGUUUGUGGUCACCUUGCACUGCGUGCCUUAUUUCCUCUUUCUUUUCAUCUGUGUUUUAGGACGGAUGUUUGGUGGGGACAGAGACACUUGUUUGGGGGUUUGAGGGCGCAAGGCCCCGAUCGUCUCCGAAGUUAGAAUACCACACCUGUGCUCAAGAUGCUAACGAUCAAAUUACCCCAAGUUUUCAGCGUCCAUCAAAUGCCCAGGGUAUUUUGGGAAGAUGGCAUCAUGUCUGGCUACCGUCACCCCAAGAGCUCAGCUCUGGACUGUCUGCUUAGUUCAUUCCAAAUGACCAACGAAACUGUGAAUAUAUGGACCCACUUCCUGCCCACGUGGUAUUUUCUCUGGAGGUUCCUGCUGAUCUCAUACAGCCUCGACUUUUUCGGACAGUCGUAUAACUGGCCCCUCUUGGUCUACAUGAUGCUAAUCUGCCUGUACCCGUUCAUGUCCAGCGUUGCCCACACUUUCAGUAGCAUGUCUACCCAUGCCCGCCACAUCUGCUACUUCUUGGAUUAUGGAGCCCUGAGCCUCUACAGUUUGGGCUGUGCCUUCACAUACGGAGCCUAUGUAAUGCCUGAUUGCUGGAUAAACAGUACCCUACAUCAUUAUUUUGUCCCUGUGGCGGCUUUUAACACUUUUAUAUGCACCGGCCUGUCCUGUUACUCUCGGUUCCUAGAAGUGGAGCGGCCUGCCCUUAGUAAAGUCCUGCGCACUGCCGCAUUUGUCCACCCAUUUGUGUUUGACAACAUCCCACUCUUUUAUAGGCUUUUCUUCUGUUUUGGUGGAGACUGCACAAGGAACGAGGCUAUCCCUCUACACAUCUAUCAUCUCAUCUUUGCUCUGCUUACUGGCUUCCUCUUUGCUUCCCAUCUGCCCGAACGCCUGGCUCCCGGACGAUUCGACUACUUUGGUCACAGCCAUCAGCUGUUCCACAUCUGCGCCGUUCUGGGGACGCACUUCCAACUGGAAGCUGUACUCUGUGACCGCUCCUCCCGGGAAGCUUGGCUCACCAUGUAUUCCCAGGCCGACUCUCUCUCCAGCACCCUGGGGGUCGUCGCCACGUCUGUGAUCGGAAACAUAAUACUAAUCUGUUUCUUCACCGCCACCCUCCUGUGGUCCCCACGUGCUGACUCCAUACUGCAGAGCCACAUCCCUGGAGACGCCAAAUGCAAGGAGCAUUGACACUGCUGCAGGGUGGCCAAGAACUCAGCAGCAGGCCCACCCUGCCUGCUCGGCCAGUAUGUAUCUGUUUUAACAACCACACUCUGGGGACUCCCUAAGCUAACCCCCCAGGGUGCUCUUCCGUCUUUUGCAGAGGGUGUUUUGGAUCAGGGUCAGAUGUCUUCCAUACAUAUUACCUCGAUAAGAAAGGCCUGAGGUCUUAGUUUUGUAUUCUCAAUAAUUAAUCUGCUCUGGUAUAUAGCAGUACUGAGUAUCUUUGUCCAAACUACUUUGUUAAAGCUUUGCUACAUCAGAAGGAAGAUUUGUUAGUACUGUUUAGAGAAGGAAUUUCCAAGUUGGUCAAUGUUGUUAAAGCUCAAGGAUAAUCCAAUGUCCAUUAUUUUUUUUUGGUCUACAGUUCCAUAAUUUAUUGCCUGCCCAACAAAGAUGGAUAAUCCAGCAUUAGACACCUAUACACUCCUAACUGGUGGAAGUGUAAAGUCAUGCUCCACAACAUUGACAUUAAUUGAGGGUCCCUGGCCACCUACAGUCUUCCCAAUUACAGUGUAUACCAUCAAGUGCACACAAAUGCAAUUAGGUGAAAGCAGGCUCUACACUUAAGUGAAGGA